Messenger RNA from Cyphomyrmex costatus, 1618 nucleotides. RefSeq names its product fatty acyl-CoA reductase 1-like. NCBI's taxonomy places the organism in Eukaryota, Metazoa, Arthropoda, Insecta, Hymenoptera, Formicidae. Gene Ontology annotation, molecular function: alcohol-forming very long-chain fatty acyl-CoA reductase (NADP+) activity. Gene Ontology annotation, cellular component: peroxisome. The record is from RefSeq and is a predicted model, not a curated record. Bases 88 to 1599 code for a protein of 503 amino acids. Gene Ontology annotation, biological process: long-chain fatty-acyl-CoA metabolic process. The transcript has 8 exons.
CACACAUAUACACACAUUUUCUCUCUUUUUACCAUUUAUUUGCCAUUUUUUGUAUAGUUAAUUGAUUAUAGUUCGUUACGUUUAAACAUGGAAAAGGAUAUGUAUAUUCCGGCCUUUUAUGCUGGUCGUAGCAUUUUCAUUACUGGUGGCACUGGUUUUUUAGGAAAAGCGCUCAUCGAGAAGCUCCUGCGCUCGUGUCCCGAUAUCGCAGAAAUAUUUGUACUAAUAAGGCCAAAAAAGGGACUGAGUAUUAAUGAUAGACUUAAAAAAAUUUUAGAUAACAAGCUUUUCGACAAAUUACGAAACGAACAACCAUCCAGUUUUGAUAAAAUCAUCCCCAUAAUUGGAAAUGUAGCUGUUGAAAAUUUAGGAUUGCUAGCCGCUGACCGCGAUAUCUUGAUUGACAAAGUAUCCAUAAUUUUUCAUGUUGCUGCUACCGUUAAAUUUGAUGAAGGAUUGAAACAAGCAAUUUUCAACAAUACCAGAUCAACACGUGAUAUUUGUAUCUUGGCCGAAAACAUGAAAAAAUUGAUAGUUCUUUUGCACGUUAGUUCAACAUAUACGCAAAUUGACAAAUCUGUAGUGGAAGAAAUUUUAUAUCCUAUCGAAUAUAACUGGAAAAAAAUGAUAAAAAUUGCUGAGUCCACACACAUCGACGAACAUGUCCUUGGAACAUUCACUGCAAAAACCCUAGAAACGGUGCCAAACACUUAUAUUUUUAGUAAAAGAAUGGCUGAGCAAAUAAUAAGCGAUUAUUCAAAAUCGUUGCCAUGUGUUAUCGUAAGGCCUUCAAUCGUUAUAUCAACAACAGAUGAUCCAGUGAAAGGAUGGAUUGACAAUUUCAAUGGCCCAAUUGGUAUGCUUAUAGGAGGCGGCGUUGGCAUAUUACGUGUGCUACGGUGCAAUCCUACUAUUGUUUCAGAUUUCAUGCCUGUUGACGCAGCCAUUAAAGCUCUCAUAAUUGCAGCUUGGAAACGUGGAGUUAAUACUGAGAACAAAACACACACAAUUGAUGUCUAUAACUGCUCUUCAAAUGGUAUAAAGCCUAUAGACUUAGAAAAUAUGGUUCGUAUAGGCCUCAAUCUUACAAAGGAUGUACCUUUGAAUAAUGUUAUUUGGAAACCAGGAACAAAAAUAACAACAAACUUUUAUGUGUAUUACGUAUUAGUGUUAUUUUUGCAUAUCUUUCCAGCAGUUAUUUUAGAUGGCGUUAUGAAAUUAUUUAGUGUGCGCCCAUUCUUGCUCCGAUUGCAAAGAAAAGUCUACGUUUCUAACAGCGCUUUGUCAUAUUUUUUGCUUAAUGAAUGGAAAUUUCAUAACGUAAAAUUUUUAAAUAUACUUGAUAACCUCAGCGUCAAUAAUAAAAAGGAAUUUGGAUAUGCUUAUCAAAGUAUUGAUGCAUUGGAAUACUUUAAAAAUGGAAUAAUUGGUGCAAAAAUGUAUUUGUUAAAUGAGAAGAUGGAUGACUUAGAAAUAGCCAAACGUCACUAUAAAAGAAUGGAAUGGAUUGAUACAAUAACCAAGAUAUUAUUUAUCGUAAUCAUUUUAUGGAUACUUUAUCGUAAGAAUAUAUUCUGUGAUAUUAUAAAUAUAUUUUAAUAUAUAUUUAUUUACCAUC